Messenger RNA from Dimorphilus gyrociliatus, 985 nucleotides. Lineage: Eukaryota; Metazoa; Annelida; Polychaeta; Dinophilidae. The record is from the annotation of a GenBank genome assembly.
GAUAGAUUAAGGGAAUAUAUUUAUAUUUGAGCUAUAAGUAAGAAAGAAUUAAAUAAUAGAAGAUAACAAUCAUCAAUUAUCUUUUGAUUCUCUCUCAUUCUUCACCUUCUUUCACCUUCUUUCUUUUUCUUUCAAUCAACUCUAAAAGCAAGAAUCUUAUUUGUCUUCGUGACUUUUCAACGUUUAGCGCAGGAUAUGGCUUGCUACAAUCUUAACGAAGAGGAAAAGCAAAAUUGUAAAAGAAUAUUUUCGUAUUUUGAGCAUAAAAACGAUGGUUUAAUAAAUAAGAAUGACGUUGGUAUGGUAUUAAGAGCGUCGGGAAGAAAUCCAACUGAGGAAGAGUUGAAUGAAAUAUUGAAUGACUUUGAAAAAUGUAAUAAGAUUACAUUUUCCCAGAUAUUAGUUAUGAUGGAUAAAACGUUUAAGCACGAUCAAGGUGAAUCAGAUGAUUUUAAUGAAGAGGAAACGAUUGAAAGGGAGGAAGAAGCACUUGUUGAGGCUUUUAGCAUUUUUGAUAAAGCUAAGGAUGGCUUUAUAGGCGUUCGAGAAUUGAGAAGGAUCAUUACAGAUCUGGGUGAAGGAUUAUCAAAUGAGGAGGCUGACAAUUUAAUAAAACAGGCAGACAAAUCAAAGAAUGGCCAAGUAGAUUAUAGAGGUAAAAAAAUAUUGUUGAAUGAUUACUUAUCAAGUCUGUUUCUCUCUCUCUCUGUCUCUCUCUCUCUCUUAUCCUAUGUAUAUUUUUUUUAUCUUAUUCACAGAAUUUUCAAAAUUGAUCAUUAAAUCAAUGAAAUAAUAAAAUAAAAUUUGCUUUCACAAACGAAACGAAUUCAAUUUACAAAGUUAGAGAAUUUGGCAUGAAGAUCUGGAACGAAUUUCUGGAUAAACUCUUAAACUUUGAUCAUAAAUCCAUAAUUUCUUAAUAGUUUUUUUACCCUUUAAUCUAUAUUUUAUCUCAUUAAUUGGUAUUAUUAAUAACUUUUGCCUC